This is a messenger RNA of Paramecium tetraurelia, 2916 nucleotides long. RefSeq lists its product as uncharacterized. Gene Ontology annotation, molecular function: voltage-gated potassium channel activity. The record is from RefSeq and is a predicted model, not a curated record. The transcript has 4 exons. Gene Ontology annotation, cellular component: membrane. Gene Ontology annotation, biological process: potassium ion transmembrane transport; regulation of membrane potential. NCBI's taxonomy places the organism in Eukaryota, Ciliophora, Oligohymenophorea, Peniculida, Parameciidae.
AUGCAAGUGAUUACAAAUUAUGAUAGUGAGCCCUUCUAAUUGAUAAAUACGAAGAGACAAAUAUUUGAUGGAGAGUCGGAUGCUAAGAUGAGACAAUUUUAUGAAAGAAGUCCUUCUUUAGAGGAGAUAGAUGACAUGAUAGAUGAUUAAGACAAAAGUGCUAACUACUGUUCACAUAAUAGUAAUAGACCUUCAUCGUAUAAUUUGAGUAAGGCUAACAGUAACUACAAGCCUCCGACUAUAAAUAUUAAAAAUAUCAUUGCAGACAAAAGAGAAACUUAUAUUUUCGACAAUCUGAAUUUCGAUUAGAAGGAGCCAGGAUUUAGUCCAGUUUGGAAGCAUGGAAGCUUGAAGAUCAUCAGAUUGGUUGCUAGACUUUUAUAUUAGUUGAAAACAAAAGCAGAAACUCUGAAGCUAAAAUUAAUGAAUCAUCAUAUAUUCAAAUACAUUGAUGACAAAGCAAGCGAUUUUAAUGAAUUCAAAUCUGGAAAGACUAUAGAUGACCAUACCUUUAACAAUAGAAUCUGUCGAAAUAUCAAGAGGACUCAUGCAAUUUUUUCUACCAUUAAGACUAUUUUAGAAUAAUUAUUUAGUAGAAUAGGAGUUAUUUAUCCUGAGAGUACGUUCAAGAUUAUAUGGGAUUCUAUCGUGGUAUGUUUUAUAGUAAUCAAUAUAUUCUUCAUCCCUAUGUCCUUGAGUUUUGAACUGGAUAAAUCAAGCACUUUAGUUUGGUUGUUCUUUGAAACCAUUCCAAGUUACAUUUUCAUAGUUGAAAUACUCCUUAAUUUUAAUACUGCAUAUUAUAAUCAUGGGGUAAUUCACACAACCAGGAAAGAAAUAUUUCAUCAUUACGUUUCUGAAAAUUUCUGGUGGGAUUUGAUGAUAUCCAUACCUUAUAUCCUAUCUUAAUUGGAUAUCCCCUAUAUUCAAUUUGUAUUGUUAUUGAGAAUUACAAGAGUUAAGUCGAUGGUUUAAAAUGUAGAGGAUAUGUUAAAUGCUAAGGAAUCAGUUUAGGCAGCAGUGGAGUUAUCUAAACUCAUCUAUUUUAUUAUAUUCGUUGCACAUAUGUGUAGUUGUGCUUGGCAUCUAUUGGGUAAAAUUGAAGUUGAUGUCUAUGGAGAUACUAAUUCAUGGUUGAUUCAUUAUGGUUAUUACGAUGAACCUUGGCACACUCGAUAUAUAGUAAGUAUCUAUUGGAGUGUGAUAACAACAUUGACAGUUGGGUAUGGCGAUAUUGUGCCUUAAACUUCCAUUGAAUAAUUGUUUGUAGUUAUUAUUGCUAUGAUUAUUUGUGGUGUGUUUGGUUAUUCUAUAUCAACUAUAGGAGAGAUCCUAAAGAAUUUAGAAGAAAAGAAAGGCCAAUUCAAGUAACUGAUGAAGGAAGUGAAUUCAUACAUUAAGGAAAAAGAACUCAAUUUAUAGUUAUCCUUAAAAGUCCGAAAGUAUUUUGAAUUCUACUAUCAAACCUAACAAUCUCAAAAACGCUCCUAUCAAACUUUACUUAAUAAUCUGAAUGAAUAAUUAAAGUAAGAGAUUAUGAUAGAUCUUUAUAAGAAGAUUCUCAUUCAAUCCAAAUUUAUCAAUGAUACAUUUAAUGAUAGUUUGAUUAAUCAGCUCUGUUAGAAGGUUCAGUAAGAAAACUUUGGUCCUGGAGAUGAAAUAAUUGACCUAAAGAAUAAAAGUGAAAAAAAGUUAAUUUUUGUUCUGAAUGGAUAAGUGGAUAGUUAUUUUCAUAUCUAAAGAACUCAGAAGGAAUAAUCACAUUCUAUCAAUCAAGGCAAGCUCUCUCGCACUUAUAAGAAAGGUGACAUCAUAGGUGAAUUUGAAUUCAUCACAAAUAAUGACUAUUCUGUGUAAUACAAGGCUAUUAAGUUUACUCAAGUUGCCAUAAUUCAUAGAUAAGAUUUACUCGAGAUCAUCAACUAAGAUAAAGAGCAUUUGUAUAAAUUCUAAACACUCAUUGAUUCUCUAACCUACUCUUAGAAAUUAGGUAGAACUUGCGAAAUUUGUAAAUGGACUCACUUAUAUUAGAAUUGUCCAUUUACAUUCUAUUAGCCAAACAUUUGGAAGAUAGUUAGAUAAACUUCUGCUUCUGUUAAUAUAAAGCGCAUCUCUUUUGAACGUAAGUCUCGUCAAAGAUACAAAACAAUUACAAAUUCUCAGGUGGCAAUAGCUACAAUUCUCGAUUUUAUGAUAGUUCAUAAUUUUAUCUAAGAAGAUUUAUUGUGUAGUAAAACAUUAAAAAGAUUAGGAUUCAAUAGUAACCUUAGAAUUAGUUAGAGAGAGAUACAGGAAGUUAGUUCAGAGUCCUCUCAAUCUUCAAGCAGUAGGGAAUCAUAAGUUUUGCGUCAUGAUAACAAUAAAAGUGGAUAAAUCAAAAACAAGAGAACCUCUUUAUAGUCUUAAAAAGAUAAAAAUGAUAAAUUUGAAAGACUUCGAACAAAUCUAAAUAUGAAGGAAAGCGUUCAAAAUAAUCUAUUAAUGCCAAUCUUAUAAAAGAUGAAUUCUAUUGGCUAAUUACCACUUGAUGAUCCCAAUAAUUAAAACUCUACUCCUAAUGUUAAAGUGCUUCCUUAAUUUUACAAGAAAAAACCAUCUAUUUCAACUAUAAAACCUAUGAUAAAGAUUGAUCAACAAGCUAAUGAAGCUGACAACAUUGAAGAUACAUUGAAAAUAUUCUCAUUUAAAAAAGGGCCUCAAAAUUUUGAUGAUAUGGAUCUUAUGAUGCAAGAGGAUAAUGAUUUUUACCCAGAGUUUAAUGUCUUCAAAGUUAUAGAUACCUACAAUAAGUGCAGAAUAAGAAAUUUGAGUUUUAGAAAAAAAAGAUAAUUCCAUGAAAAACUAAAAUCUAUAAGAUUGUAAAAACAAUUUAAUCUAAAAAUCCUGACACCUCGUUCAUCAUAACAAAUUAUUUGA